Molecule: messenger RNA, 384 nt
Organism: Bicyclus anynana (squinting bush brown)
Lineage: Eukaryota; Metazoa; Arthropoda; Insecta; Lepidoptera; Nymphalidae
Product: chorion class B protein ERB4-like
Exons: 1
Coding region: 1-384 (127 amino acids)
Biological process (GO): chorion-containing eggshell formation; multicellular organism development
Cellular component (GO): egg chorion
Molecular function (GO): structural constituent of egg chorion
Source: RefSeq, a predicted model, not a curated record
AUGGCCAAUGCCUUACCAAUGACCAAUUGCGCAUACUUGGACAACGGCCUGGCAGCGGAAUUUGUUACUGACUUGUCAAACGGAGGAAGAUUCACAGUAAUAAGUUCAUCGAGAGUACCAUCAAGUGGUUUGAAGGUUCAUUCAGACAAUUUGGCCGUUGAUGGCCCAUUGGCAGUGACUGGCCAAAUGCCCUUCCUUGGCAUAGUUUCCUUGAACGGUGCUGUGCCAGCUGACGGUAUUGGCACAGUGUUGUAUGAAUGUGGGAAUGGUAGAGUUGGUAUUACUGAAGAAGUUGAGGAGAAUGCAUUCAGGAACCUUGGCUUUGGUGUUAGCUGUAAUGGACUUGGUUAUGCAACACCAACGUAUGGUUAUAUAGUUUUGUAA